UCUCACCUGCUCUUGUUACCGUACCCACCAAUACGUCAUCGUCCAUGUUCACACUCAUAUCAUACGGAGGGUCUCAUUGUAACGACAUGAGCGACAGUGAAUGUACCCGCUUCUCCACGGAUAUUUUCCAGAUCACCAUCGACAGAUCAGACACAACAGUGCCUGCCAAAUGGAUAAAAUCGGAACAGUUAGCAAAUGCUCGCUCUCCAAGCCCCAGGUCAAAUCCCACUCUAUUUUCCACAAGUGAUUCCGAUUUAUUGCUGUUCGGGGGAGUGGAAGCACAUGAACAUUCCCAAUCCAUCCAGUUGCGAAUGUUAAAAGAUUUCUGGAUCUUCAAUAUUGAACAAGGUACAUGGACUGAACUGUCAUCAGAUUUCCCGCCUUUGUACUUUUUGCCUCCUGGUGACGAUAUGGACAUUAUGAGAGAGUUUUACAAUAACUUACAGGCUGCGUAUCUUAGUGACUACCGAGCACUGAUUGUGGCAUACUCUGUGCCGUUUGGGCCCUUUCCCCUGUAUCUAUGUGCGCUGCCACCCCAAGACGUAGGUCGAGUUCACUGCGAAGCGAAAGGAAAACUAUCGACAUUAUUCCCUAUGUCAUAUCCGUACGAGAUGCCUUGGUUUUCAUUGUUAUCCAGCCACUCAAAUGAAUUUCACAUUGUGUUUCAUGGUAAAGAAAGUAAAAAGAGUUUCAUUGUGGAGCAGGACUUCCAAUCUCAACGCAAUACGUCACAGCUAACGAUCACGCAAAAGCUAGACAUUGAUGUUCGAAGUCAGUUUCCAGGCUUUCAGGGCUGCUUUAAUGCACGGCCUAUGUCUGUAUCGCUUCGGCUAAACACCACAUCAAUAAUAGCAUAUGUGUUUGUUGGGUCGCAUUGUCCAGCUCAUUCAGCUGGUAGUAACAUUCGAUUUACUCGAUCUGAGAGACCGUCUCUUGUUGUUUGGCUCCUAUUGUACAACAAGUUCGAACCCUCCACUAUAGUGGCAAAGUAUCCUUCACCUUCACCUUUGCUGUCGAGGAGCAAUGGCCACACACUCACAUCCGUGGGACCAUACAUGGGAAUUCUCUUUGGAGGUUACCAGAUAACAGACAAAAGCAUAGGUUAACCAGAUUCCACUUGGUGUAUGUAUAUCAAGUUUGAUUACUUGGCUCAAGAUUCCGCAAUCUACUGGCGAUUCCUUACCACAUAUCCCUUCCCGAACAAGCCAAUGGCUCGAAGUGAGCAUGUCGCAUUUCUUCACAAGAACAACAACUUGUUGAUACAAGGUGGUGCAGACAUCGCCCAAUUCAAAGUUUACAGUGACUUGUGGAUAUUGCAGGUGACAGACGAACAGUCAUGCUACGGUAAAUGGAUCGAACUGACUGAUAAUGUUUUUGGUGAGAAACUCCCUCAUCGCUACGGGCAUUCUGCCACGAUGUAUGGUGAUGAUAUCAUUCUGUUUGGUGGUAAUGACGUAAUCGCUGAAGACAAUGGCUUCAGAACCACCCGUGAUAAUGUUGAAAGGUUCAUGACAACCGAUGACGUGUUGCUAAUGGCGAUCAAGAACCUAUCGUUUAUACAUCUGCGCAAGAUCCAUUUGUCACGUCCGCUUCCCUUGACAUGCUAUCAUUCCCUGUCUCAGUACGCGUUCAAUUCCCUUUUACUACUUGGCGGAUUGUUUUCUCGCAGACGGCUUUAUACGUAUUACAAAGACACCAGCCAAGCAUUUCUUCUUCAAUUUCGUGAAGAUACAGUGAACAAGACAGUGAAAGUGAUUCCCUAUUUCAAUUUCACCAUAUUUGGCCAUUAUGUGAUCGACAAUUUCGUCUUCUCCGGUGGGUUUGCGUAUGACUUGGAUCAUUAUACGCCAGCAGUAGGUUUUCUGUUUGUGAAUGUCUCGGGAAACUGUCCCCUGGGCUAUGGGUUCUCGGACCAUCGUACCUGUCAGCCCUGUCCUGUAGGGUAUUACUCGUCCGCUAUUGGAGAGGAGUGUCGGAGAUGUCCUGGUGAUUUAACGACACCAGGCAUUGGAGCCUGGAAAUGCGAUACCAUAUGCAAGGAUAACUACUGCCAUGGCCACGGUACAUGCAUGGUGGACAGGGAUGACAAGAAGUAUUGCAAGUGCAAGUUUGGAUACCUGCCUGCCGACAACUGCCGUACACCCACAGUCUAUCUUUCUCAGGUGGCCGCCGUUAUUUUCUCCUUGGUACUUUCUUUGUGCAUUACGUUCCUAGUGAAGUUCAUUCGAAAGCAUCGUGACUUGAGGAAUACGGAGAAACAGAUGCAAAUCCAACAUGUUCAUCUCCAAAGGUCACUGAGGAAACUUGCGGAACUGAAUCGGGGAGCGCGAAUGCAAUGGACCGACAUAACCAUCAGCAAACGACUCGCUUCGGGCACCUACAGCAAGGUGUAUAUUGCAAAGCUUAGUGACAUGGAUGUUGUUGUCAAGAAACUUCCCAAGCGUUUCAAUCGCACGCGAUGGCGUACAUCACCUUUUGACAUCUUCUUGGAAGAGGCUGAGACACUGCGUUCAUUGCGCCACCCAAAUAUUGUGCUCUUUCUUGGAGCAGGCCAGGACACAGCAGACAAUUGCCCAUUCUUGGUUAUGGAGUACUUGCGACGAGGUUCUCUCUACGACAAUCUCCAUGACCCAGGAAUUCAACUAGAACAAGAGGAUAUGCUCCGGUUUGCUAAGGACAUCGCUCGUGGUAUGCGAUAUUUGCAUAGCUCCAAUCCUCCACAGAUUCACCGUGAUCUAAAGAGUCCAAACCUAUUGGUCAGUGACAAGUGGGUGGUGAAAAUCGGGGACUUAGAGUAUACCAGAUAUCUUGCCCUACUGGACAGUGAAGAUCGUCCGCAAUCUGGCCGGGAAUCCAGCAGCGAUGCCCAACCCAACGCUCAGGCGGCAAGCGGUAUAACAUUACAGCAGAACUCAACGGCACACAGCUGCGAAAGAGAGACUCUGAUUCAAUCAACGGUUUCUGAAUGCCGAGAACGUUCACCGUCAAUACACCACAGCAGCGGAGAAGUCGCAAUUCCACUUCUGUGCAUCACGGACCAGACUCAAUCUGACAAUACGAUCUCUGGAAAUGCUGGUCCCAUCGUAACUAUGACAACAGACGACGCAGAGAGUACACUCAGUCCCUGUUUCACGGCCUCACAGCUACCAUCGCGAGUUGGAAUGACGUGUGGUGUGGGGACUGACAGAUGGAGAGCUCCAGAGACACUGACUGAGAAUAGUUACACUGUUAAGUCGGAUGUGUACAGUUAUGGCGUAGUUCUGUGGGAGAUAUCUACUCGUCAGCUUCCCUACCCACAUUUGACAUUCCCGGAGGACAUCCAUCAAGAGAUCCUGGAUGGUAACACGCCAGUCUUCCCUCCCACCACUCCCUACCCAUACCGUCAUCUGGCUGAGAAAUGCAUGAGCGAUGAAGCACGUGACCGGCCCUCAUUCCAACAGAUAUUUCAUCAGUUGGAAGGUCUACAAGAUGCAUGGCAUCCCCAGAUGUACGCGGUGUCUGAAGCGCCUGUGUGGCAUGUUGGCGCAGCAUGACGGCAAGCCCUAGGCUAUGGGCAAGUGAUGGCAUACCUGUGAUGUCGGCUAUCGUUUGCGCUGCUUCGCGCAGCCAUCAUGUUCGUUUAGGAGGAGCGCGCUCGGCGUAUCAUCGCCCUGACAAUGCCUUGCGCCCCUUGGCGAUGGCCGAGAGUAGGUUGUGGGUCGUUACCGGAGGUGUGCCGGAGUUUGAAAUUGUUAAGUACAUUAUGUCACUUCUCAUAGCGUGUUUCCUUUCUGGGAGAGUGUAUGGCAUUCAUAUUUUAUGACCAUAUUAUCACCUUAUCUUAUUCUAUGACAGUGCUCGCUGCAUUGCAUUUAGCAGUGUUUGAGUACUGUAGGGUUCCAAUUUACAUGAUACUAAUAUCACAUUCUUCCUUUCAUGCAAUUGUUUUCAGUGAUUGAAUUGUGUUCUACUCCUAGAUCCUCCAUAAAUUGCAAAUUGUGUUUUGUUUGCCCGUAAAAGAAAUUGACGAUCUGUCGACACGUUGGUGGUACAGCAGCACACUGGGAACUCACCUGUACACCAUGCAGACAGGCAGUGCUCUUCAACGUGACUGACCACGGGCACAGACAGUACAGCCUCUCCAAUUGGCCAAGCAGACUGCACUGCAUACAUGUACAUGUACAUGUACAUGCGCUGAACGGGUCCUGGAUCAUUUUCCCAGUACCCAUAUCGGAUCAUUGUCCUGGUUCCCGUGCACCCCGGGAACCGCCCUACCCUAUGUAUGCCUCUGCCAUUUCAUGGUCAGUAUUAUUCUGCUCUUUCAGGCCCUAGGAAAGUUAAAAAGAAUUUUGAUGUGUAUCAUCUCAUUAAUUUUCUCAAUGAGAAACAACAUAGAGACACCCAGAAUUUAUUCGUUGCUUCUGGUCACCCGACCGACCGUCUUU
Messenger RNA from Sycon ciliatum, 4424 nucleotides. RefSeq lists its product as uncharacterized. Lineage: Eukaryota; Metazoa; Porifera; Calcarea; Leucosolenida; Sycettidae. The transcript is spliced from 3 exons. Gene Ontology annotation, biological process: signal transduction; protein phosphorylation. Gene Ontology annotation, cellular component: cytoplasm. Bases 1125 to 3533 code for a protein of 802 amino acids. The record is from RefSeq and is a predicted model, not a curated record. Gene Ontology annotation, molecular function: protein kinase activity; protein binding; ATP binding.